Messenger RNA from Aspergillus calidoustus, 606 nucleotides. NCBI's taxonomy places the organism in Eukaryota, Fungi, Ascomycota, Eurotiomycetes, Eurotiales, Aspergillaceae. The record is from the annotation of a GenBank genome assembly.
AUGUCCAAUAGCACUGGCAAAAUUCUGGAACUCUCCUGCGACGACAGCCCACUCUCGGUUACAGGAAGCAUCAUCGGCAUCUUGACUCUGGCAUACGCAAUCUUAGCCACUAUUGUAUUUCUCACCACGUCGCUGGCUGGGGCCUCGCAGGAGAAGAGGCAGUUCGCAGCACGACUGGAGGGCGAGAUCAAAUCGCUCGAGCUUCUGAUCGAACUGCUGCGGAACUCUUCACAUCUGGUUCCCAACGACAACGGCGUUGCACGAAGGCUCGACCGUCGGCUGGAUCAAGCGACCAAGACCAUUCAAGACGUCAUGCGGCAAGUGUUUGGGGACGUGUUCGAAUGGGAAAGUCCCCAUAGGCGCCACUUUCGCUCGCGUGCCCGGUUUCUGAGCGAAAAGGAAAACCUCAGUCAGCAUUUUGACCACAUUGUAUCGCACCGCACGCAGCUCGAGGCGGUGUUUCAGGGGCUUAUGGCAAGCAUGGUCAUCGCCGAGGCGGGCACCUCCUUCAGAGGUCCCACGGCAGUCUUACAAUAUUACUUUAGGAAGGCACGAGGGUGUGCUGCUCCGCUCCUUCCAGAAGAAUUUACUGUACAUUCCCUAUAA